AUGGCCGCGAGGAAUUACGAUAAUGUUCCACCACAUGCGAAUAACACUGUUACCAUAUCCACAACACCGCAGGUGCGGCUUGCUUCCACUGGACAGAUGCGGCCGAUUUCGAUGCCGAUGCGACCACAGCCAGUGCCGAUUCGCAAAGUUCACCAUGAUGGCAAUAUGGCUGCGAGCACAUCGACAGCCUAUUCAACAAUGCACACAACGAACAUCAAAGAAGAGCCGGAUAAUUUGGAUUUUCAAACGGCGAGCUCCAGUGGAGCAUUAUUAGCGGGACCAUCGGGUUCGACGAUCAACUCAUUUCAGCAAUAUCAACGCGGAACUGCGGCGCAGACUACCUCUAAUUUGCAUAAUAACGGAGUAUCGUCUUCGGGAACUGCUAUGGAUCAGCCUGCGCCUGUUAAUUUAGCCAGUAAGGUCGCUGAAGUGUUUUUAACCGCUGGUCACGCCUUCCAAAAGCUUGGUGAUCUAACCCUUCAACUUCACACCACUACGGAUUCUGACGAAAGUAAAUGGUCCGAUAAGGAAGUUGAUAGUUUACGCGACGCAUUGACGAGAUUCGCGCACGAACUUGACCAGAUUAGCUCGUGUGUUGCGAGCCGCACAACAAAACAUAUUAAGAAUGAUAUUAAACGGAGACAUUUAAUAGAUGAAUCGAAUCAGCAAGUCAAGCGAAUGGCUAUGGGAGCUGGAGGAUCUGGAAUGGGAGGAACUGCCACGUAUACUACCAUAGGCUCUACUAUAAAUUCACCGAGUGGCAUCGGCAGCAUCCACGCUGUUCCUCUUGCUCAAAAGCGAGUUGCCAUUCAGCCAACUGGAAAAGUCGUCGCUACAAGAGCGGUAAUCCCUUCUCGCUAUACUAUCAAUACCGGAUCAACGUCGAAUCAGAACGGAUCGUCGUCGGGAAUGCCGCUACUUCAGCAGCAGACGACUCAUACACUGACAGCUCAACCAUCUGGAUCACAAGGUCGGCUAACAGCUCGUGUCGCUGUUCAACCAGGUACCGUUAUCGGUGUCGGACCACCGAAACGUGUACUUCCGCCGAAGCCGGCGAGCGGUGCCUUGGUUUAUGAAGCAAAUGAAUGA
Caenorhabditis bovis is the source of this 1089-nucleotide messenger RNA. NCBI's taxonomy places the organism in Eukaryota, Metazoa, Nematoda, Chromadorea, Rhabditida, Rhabditidae. The record is from the annotation of a GenBank genome assembly.